Molecule: messenger RNA, 342 nt
Organism: Sclerotinia sclerotiorum 1980 UF-70
Lineage: Eukaryota; Fungi; Ascomycota; Leotiomycetes; Helotiales; Sclerotiniaceae
Exons: 4
Coding region: 1-342 (113 amino acids)
Source: RefSeq, a predicted model, not a curated record
AUGAUGAUGAUCAUCAUAAACAUAAAUACUCUUGUCCUUUUGAGUCAACGGCAAGCCAUUUCUAGAACGGGGAGCAAAAACGGCGAGAAAUUCCGGAGGGCCUCCAAGAAGCUUCAAGGAAGACUCCACCGACAACAGUUGGAAACUAGAAAGAAAUUUCAUAAUAUCCUUGGAAAUACCUACAUGCAAAGGAAGACACCAGUUACCUUCAAUAAUGGCACUUUUUGUCGUAUGAAGCGGCUGUCAAAACUCCAGUUGAAAUUCACACACAGGGCGCCUUCUACAUCAGAAACUCAUCUUAGGGCAGAUGCCUUGUUAAGUGUCUUAGAUGCACAAAUCUAA